This is a messenger RNA of Sitodiplosis mosellana (orange wheat blossom midge), 3701 nucleotides long. RefSeq names its product rho GTPase-activating protein gacK-like. Bases 14 to 2443 code for a protein of 809 amino acids. The transcript is spliced from 3 exons. NCBI's taxonomy places the organism in Eukaryota, Metazoa, Arthropoda, Insecta, Diptera, Cecidomyiidae. The record is from RefSeq and is a predicted model, not a curated record.
UGGCGGCAACUACAUGAACAAUGGCAACAUUGAGUAUCCAUUCGAUACGAAUUCCAAUCAAUACAAUUUAUGGAAACCAUCAAGUGCUUACUUUCCCAGAGGUGAAGCACCACCACCAUACGAAGAGGCCGUUGCACAGGGUGCUGAUACAAUUAACGCACAAUGCACGGUUAGUGUGGCCACAACGCACUCGGCACCGAUUUCAACUGGUACAACCAUGGUCGAAAGUUCAUUCGACGUUCAACCGACUGCCAUUGCCACGAGCACCACAAAUCUCAUCAAUAUCAAUAUAAGCAAUUCAGGAAACAUAACGGCCGUCGCAACUGGCGAAAACCAUCAAAUCAACAAAUGCUACAGCACAAUAGCACCAAACGCACAAUUGAGACUACAACCGAGUACUCAACCACGAUCCACACAAUAUACACCUCUGCCAUUGGCAACAAAUCAUACUACUGAACCUCAACAACGAUCUCCAUUGGCUGCAAAUGUCAAUCAAAUCGAAGUAUUUGGAUCGGAUUUGAAUGCGAUUUCCACAAUAGCUACGACUACUGCCGAAACGAAUACCGAUGCAUUGCUAUGCAAUUAUAAGAAUUGCUCGAUUUCGAACUCGUUGACCAAGCCCAAGAAUAGAAAUGAUGUCGUUUUUCAGACACCACAACACAAUCGUGUUAAGAAAAAUGGCGAGGCAAGCUUGGCUCUGAUGCGAAACCAACCGAACAACACAAUUUUACCACCACCACUGUUUGAUGAAUCGACCACAAUGUCAACGGCAACGCUACCAUUACUUCCGAAUGAUUCGAUUCGUCAGUUGAAAUCACGACGUCAUCAUCGGACAAUCCCAAGACACUUUACGCUUAAUGACACGGCCAACAAUCCGAAUGCCACCAACCCAAAAACAAAGGCCAAUGAAGAAAAAACGGGUCAGAAUUGCUCUGGAACAGCAACGUUGAACAAAAAGUCCAUUUGCCAGUGCCCAGUGCAGCAUGUUCCAAUGACUUAUAUGGGCUCCGCCUAUCUCAAUUUAACACGUAAUCAGCAAACAAAUGAAAUGCUCCUGAGCACAUUGACGAAAAAAUGGUCCAGCCAAAAAGCGCAUGUGGCCAAAUCGGCUUCAUUCACAUCGACACCAAGCAUGGCAUCGACAAAUAUAACGACCUCCUCUACAGCACUCGGAUACAAUCGUAAUUCAGCAUCGGGCCUUCUGAGUGCAAUCAAUCCACCGAAAGCGAAUAGCAAUGGCAGCUCCACGGCAGCUGAAACUCAAACGAAUGCGGUGCAUCAACCAAAAACACCAUCGAAAAUUUCGACGAUCUCAAAGCAAAUUGGUCACAAUGAACUGAACACCAUUGCUCACUCACAAGUACAGCAACACAGCAAUGAUUCAUCAAAUGAUGUGAAAUCAAUGCAAGAACUAUUACCAAUCAGCAUUAAUAACAAUGGCAAAGCCAGUAACUCGAAUCCGUUGAAUGGUUCGAAAAUUGUAGCGAAUUUGGAAGGCGAUGGCAUGACACUAGUUCCAAAUGCAACAAACCCAGUGCUGCCACCGAAGCUAUCGAAAGCCCAAAUUUUUAGUCGUCAGGCUGAGUGUGUGCCAAGCAUAUCAAAAUUGACAGCAUCAACAAAUUGCACAUCCGGACUACCAGCCAAUGGACUGACAAUGACCAGCUCGCUCACGAAUCAUUAUCGUUUGUCGGGUCGCGAACGAAGUAAAUCACCAGCCGCUGACAAAACUUAUUCAAUGGUCACACCGUUGAAUCUAGGCGCCGAUCAGAAAAUUUAUCACAUCAAAACCACCUAUCCAACGACGGCCAAUCUUACACUAGCCAGCAAUCAUUUCACCUUUCCGAAACCAUCGAGUGUGACCAAACCACUGCUAAGUGUAAAAAAUCAAAGCAACUCACAAAAUAUGGCAAGCAGUUCGCAAUCGAAAUUUUUGCAAUCAAAAGUGCACAGUAGCUCAUCGAAAGCCAAGAAGAUAAUGCCUUCGUCAUUGCAUAAUAAUUUGAACUUGCGCCAAGAGUUACAAACAAGUGACAUUCUCAACCAAACGACCAAUCAAAUUGAUGCGCAUCGUAUGCGAAAAACUGACAAUGAUAAACCGUUGCCAGUGUGCACAACCUUUACCAAUUGCUCAAAUCCAAAGGAACAUUUUUUGCCAAACGACACCAGUUUGGACGAUGAUUAUUUAAGUGAAUGUGAAAAUUGUAAAUCGGCCCAUGGAUCGCGCUAUUAUCUUGACGAAGAGCAUGUGGAUCAACCACAGGAAACGAUGACGUUGCAACGAAAAAUGGAUGAAAAAGAAUGCGAUGAACAACCAUACUAUCGUACUUCAUCAACACUGCCAACAAACACGAAGCAAAAGACCACCGUCAUAAAAAAUCGUGAGCCAUGGUUUAGCACCAUUCCAGGAAGUUCAUCAUCCGAGGAGGAUGCAAUCGAAUGAGAAUUAAUCCAAUCGUCAAUGAUUUAAACGUGUUUUACAAAUGGAUUUAAAGAGAAAAAAUGGAUGUACCAGUAUUACACAGGCCAAAGAAAUGUAAUGAAACAAAAGAGAAACAAAACCGAAUCGGAUUUUAAUCCGCAUAUUUAAUGCUAAUUUUAAAAAACAAAUUAUCAACGUUUAGAUAAUAGUUGAAUUUUAUCAAAGAAAUGACAAACCAAAACGAUAUAGGAAUUUUACUUUUUCGAGCAAUAGCUCUCUAAAUACAACAAACUAGGCUAGUUUGAACACCGUCCACCGAAUUAAAUUCGGUGGUAUUUAUGUGUAAUAUUAACGUCUGAUUGCGCUCAUUUCAUUGUAUUACGAAAACGUGUCGUGCAACGAAACGAUAUUUCCACUUUAGUGGCCACUUUUUCUAUAAACUCCCCUCUCUCUAUCUGAUGCAAUAUCGCAGUAAAUUGAUCGAUUUAAUCGAAUAUUUAAGCAUAAUACAAAUUCAUAGUAUUUAACAUAAGAAAUUUGACCUAAACAAUUGGAUUAUAUAUAUAUAGAAUAUUAAAAGAACAAAAUUUUUAUUAUUUUAAGAGCGAUAGAUAAUCUCGAAAUAUUCGGUCGAAUAGUAACACAAACACAUAGAGGAGUUCAUUUAUCUUUUCUUUCGUUGGACACCUCAAAUUCCGAGGUAGUGAAUGGUAAAUUGAAUUAAAAUUUCAAACAAUAAAUACGCACAUGUGUUUGAGAAAAACACAAUUAUUGAUUUGGUCCAAACGACAUCGUAAUAUUUACCAAUACAAUGUUGACUGCUCACUAAAACCAAUGCAUUUAUCCUAUUUGAAAAGAAAAAAUCAUAUAGAAAAGACAUUUAUUUCAUAUUCAUAAACCAAAUGUACUAAUUUUAAUGUGUUGUUUCAAAGCACUUAUUUAAAAAGUAACCGAAAAAAAAUGUGAAAUGAUACACACGUAAUUCAGACAAAUGCAUUUAAAUUAUUAUAAUCUCACGUGACAAAAGUAUGAUUGAUAUUGAGAUAGACAAAAUGAUGAUAAUUGUAUCUAUUCUUUGUGUACCGUUUAUAACGAUAUUAUAGCAACAAUAGAAUAAGCGCUGCCAAAGCAAAAGUUCUAUUGAACACUGUCAUUGUAUUCGCGUUUUAUGCUAUUUAGAGAUUGAAGAAACAAAUGUGACCACUGAACAGUGGGACUCUUAUCAGAAAUUCGACCUGUUACUGCCACUGCAAGUAAAAAAACCCAAAAAGAAAAAAAA